CAAACAUAUUGGAUAUGUUGCUAGAUUGACCUGCUAUGAGAAGAAUAUAUGGGUAUAAGUUAAAGUGUCAAUAUUAUUCUCAUGCGACCAUUAGUAUAACUAUCCUUCGACUUGAAGUCAUUACGAUCUCUGAUAAGCUGAGUUGCAUACUUUGAAGCAUGAUUUAUGCCACCUGAAAUAUUGGUGGAUGUACAGUUAUGUUUUGGCGAUCGAGAACUUUCUUCUCCGGCGGUUACGCCGGGAUCUGCAAAAGCUGUGCAUGCUAGAGGUCUUAACAGGCUGUUCUCAGAUGUUGUUGCAAAGGGCUCGAAUGCAAAGCCUUUUGAAGGAAGGAUUACGGGGUAUCAGAAGGGGGUCCCGUCCGUCUCCUUCACGAAGAAUGAUAUUGCAGAUUUAUCAGAGCGUUUCAAGCAUGCACUUGUGGCAACGUUCCAAUCUCGGCCAUCCUAUGCCUCCAUGCAAGCUUUCAUGCAGAAACUUGGUCUACUUGGUGAUUUUGACAUAACUAUAAUGCCCCAGCUUGCACGUUGUUGUGUUGAAGUUGAUGUUUCUAAUCUGCCUCCAGAGAGAAUCCAUGUUCAGCAUGGGGAAGAAGCUUUCACUGUUCAUUUUUAUUAUGAAAAGGUGCCUCCAUAUUGUGUGGAUUGUGGUAGCAUUGGACAUCUUAGGGAGAGAUGUCCCUUGACAAAAGUAACUCAGCAAGAGGGGAAUGGAUCUCAACCUCAUGGGGUCCAAGCUCAUGGGAUGCAUCAGGAUAAUGCAUGGCAAGUGGUUUCACGUAAAUGGAAAGCUAAAAACCCUCUUAGGGUUUGGAAAGAAAAGGAACGUCCAAAACCCAUGCACUUAGUGCCUUGGUCUGAAGGUCCUGGUGAAUCAUCUAAUGGGGAUGACCAACAUAAAGUAAGCAUGGAAUCUAGAAGUCAUGGCUCCUCUGAAAUGCGAGCCCCACCCCCUGACUCGGUCAAUCUGGUUAAGGAUGGAACUUUUACUAUCUCAGAUCCUAAUCUUUUGUCUUCCUUCACUAUGACAAGUCUACAUGAUGUUCUCCUUUCUCAGUAUAUGCCCUUGGAUUAUAGCAAUGAUCGUUUGGCUAUUGUUUCUUAUGAGGAUUGAUCUGAAACAAUCCCUGAAGAUGCUGAUCCAGAGGUGGGAUUUUUAACAGAUGGAAGGGAGAUUGAUGAAACCGAUAGAUCUUUAAAUGAAUUUCCUCUUUUGCAUGAUGCUUUAACUCCUAUAGUAGCCUCAAAUUCUAAGGCUUCUAAGGCUUCUAAGACAAAGGUUCGUAAUCAUGUAAUGGUCACCAGGAGGAUGGCUUCAAAUAGAUUGUAACACCCUAAUCCGUCCAGGCCUGCAGCCCCAUUCGGACUAAAGUAUUUAACUUGGU
Messenger RNA from Cuscuta campestris, 1384 nucleotides. NCBI's taxonomy places the organism in Eukaryota, Viridiplantae, Streptophyta, Magnoliopsida, Solanales, Convolvulaceae. The record is from the annotation of a GenBank genome assembly.